AUGGACGCCCUCCAGGAACUCACGCCGACUGAAGCCUUUCCGAAGGAUCACGGGGUGCCUGCCCUGACUCCCGACCGCUCACGCACCCCGGCCACGCCCCCGGUAGACAAGAGGUCUCCUCGCGGCCCGCAGAGUUACAGUCACCUGGCCCUUCGUCUCGCACAUUCGACUGCCGUUUCGCCAACGAUCGACUCGCUUUCUCCCCGCUCACUCGACAUGACCCGCGACAUGGCCAUGGAGGGUUCGUUGCCUCCGAGUCCACGCACCAAGCUGCAAGAGUCGCCGUUUGACCCGGCUUCCCAUUCCCCUCAUUCGGCCGUUUUCAGCGCCAGUCAGAGGAUUCAGAGGUUGACCAGCUGCGACUCGAACCUGCUGGCUUUAGACGGCAACGACGUGAAGAUUGGCUCUGACAUCACUGGUGGGAUUGCCUCCAAGCCCAUGGAUAACGCCAACUCGAGCAGUACCGACGACGUGACUAUCAGACACUUUCCACGCUUCGACCAGGCGUCGCGCCCCAUCGUGUCGGAUAACUGGCGAGCCAAGAGUGCCGUCGAUUCCGUCGAUGUCGUCACGAGACCGCAGCUGGAUUCUCUGACCAUCAACAGUAACGGAAGCACGUCCAGCCCGCAGUCUCCCUUCGCCUAUUCGCCGGCCCGCAGUCCGCUGGCAGCGCCCGCCAACUUCAACGCGAUGACGGGCUUUAACCAGCCGAAUCCGCAUCCCCCGCCGACGCGUGUGUCACUGUCAACAUCCGUCUCGAUGUCCUUCAAUCAGGAUCCUGGUUAUACCCAUCACUCGUCCACCAGCAGCAGUCUUGAGUUCGGCACUCAAGACGGCCCGCCGAGGAGUAUCCCAGCCGAAAAUGCUACCAGCAUGCCUCCGAAUUCGCCAUCUGCCAACCCCAUCACCACCCGCAUCAGCGAUCUGGGACUCGGUAGCGAAAACACCGCGACAAACACCGCCUCCGCCAACGGCAAUGAGAACGCCCAGGGCAGCAGCAAUAGCAGCACCAGCAACGGCACCUUCUCCGUGACCAUCUCUACCGACACGCUCGGCUACUGCUUUGUCCGGCCCAACGGCACGCGCACGCGCCUGGUGCCCGUCGACAUGCUGCCGUACCCUUUGCAGGGGAUUCCGGCAAACGAGAGCGGAAACGACCGGCUGGUGGCGCUGCCUGUGCCGGCCGGCGUCGGCGUCGACGGACAGUCGAGCAACACGCAGGCUUUGAGCGCGCUUUGUCCCCCGGAUGGAAAUACCAACGGCGAUGCGAUCCAGAACCAACCCCCAACCUCAUCAUCAUCUUCCUCUUCGACAACAACGACGACAACACCCAAACGCAUAAAAGUCUACUGCGACAAGUGGGUCCACGAAGGCGUCUGCGCUUUCACUCAGCAAGGGUGCAAGUACAAGCACGAGAUGCCCUCAGACCGCGCGACGCAGCACCAGCUGGGCCUGUUCUUGGGUUAUCCCGUGUGGUGGAAGCGGAGGCAGGCUGAGUUGUCGAGGGUCUUGCAGGCGCCGCCGGCUCCGGGGUCGGUGCAGGGUUCGAGUUCGGGGUUGGGGUCGGGUUCUUCUUCUGUGGGUGGGAAAGGGAAUGGGAAAUUGAAUGGGAAUGGGAAUGGAAAUGGGAAUGGAAAUGGGAAUGGAAAUGGGAUGACGGAUCGUGUGCAGCAGCGGGCUCUGGGACGGGUGGCUUCGAGUCAGGGUCAUGGUCAGGGUCAGGGGUUUGGUCAGGGCCUCGGUGAGAGGAGCUCUGCUGGUGGUUGUCUCGAGAGACCUGGGAGGCUGCUCACCUCUGCCGCUUCUGUUCCUGCUCCUGGUGGGAGGCUUCCUGCUAGACUUGGUCAGGGGCUUGGUUCUGGGAGUGGUAUGGGCGGUGACGCAGUUACCUUACCUGCGAGCCCGACCUACCAAAGGUUUGGUUUUGCCGCGGAGCACAGCGCCAAAAGAUUCGAGAGGACUCUCGCCCACUUAUCGUCUGGGGGCGACAACGACCCAACCUCUGCCAGGCUUUUCCAGGGCCAGUCUCCUCGACAGAACACAACAAACGGCGGGCUGGCUGCCUCGCGCUGGGGAGGCGGCCCCCAAGCUCCAGCAAACAUCAACGGCACCCCAAUUAGCCACGCGCGGGAGCAGCUUAUCCGCCCGUCGUGGCGCACUACCUCUUCGGCCGAGCCGUCCUCGCAGCGCGGAUACCCUGACCAGAGCCUGCGUACCUACGAUGGUGCCGACUACGAGUCUCGCGACAGGCCUGACCAUCUACGCUACGACCAUUCCGGUGCUGAUCCAGAGCAGGGUGGAAACAUAUUCGCCAACAACAACACCCCUGCUACCCAGUUCGCUGGCCCCGCCAACGACACCCGCGCCUGGCCCUGGGACUACCCGCGCUACAUCCGCCGCGCCUCGCAGACACGGCAGUACCGGCCCGAGCCACCCCUGACCCAGGCCCAGCCCAUCAAUGUCGGGUCCUCGUUUGGCGCUGCUUGCAAGUUUGGCUCUCCUUAUCCAUCCACCCUCUCACGAACUCCCCCGUCCCUUCGUCACCUAUCCAAGGACAACAUUCCCCACCGCCACGUGCACGUCCACGUCCACGUCCACCUCGACAACCUCCCCGUCAUCGACCUCGUCAGGGUCAAUAUCAAUGUCGUCAACCUCCCCCUACGGCCCCAUCGCUCCGCCCCUGAGGAACAGGAACCCGAAUCCAAGAAUUCCGCUUCCAAAUCCGAGUCUGAACUCCCCUCAUCAACAUCAUCAACAUCAGUAUCUCGCUCUGAGCAGCGGCAACAGCAGCAGCACUCUUGUCACUGGUCACACUAA
This is a messenger RNA of Parathielavia appendiculata, 2817 nucleotides long. RefSeq lists its product as uncharacterized. Lineage: Eukaryota; Fungi; Ascomycota; Sordariomycetes; Sordariales; Chaetomiaceae. The transcript has 5 exons. Gene Ontology annotation, molecular function: metal ion binding. The record is from RefSeq and is a predicted model, not a curated record. The coding region runs from base 1 to 2817 and encodes 938 amino acids.